GUUGAACACGCGUACUGGACGCCCACCGCAGGUCAGCAUGGCACCCAGGAGACUUGAGACGACUGGUCGGCCGAGGCAUAAGAGUGUUGGUAUCCCUUCUGGAGUCCCCAGUAUUCCCCAUCUCUGAAUCGGCCCAAUCCAUGCGAUCAACCCACCUCGUGGGCCACAAUAGUACAGUACACCAGCACCUCACAGCCCCAAGCUCCACACCCCUUCUCCUUUUGUUUGAACAACUAACAAAAAUAUCUAGCUCCACCAAGACUGGGUGCAUUUUCCAACCGCUUCCCAUCUUUCCAGUUUCUUUUUUAUCUUUUCCCCCUUCCAUUGGCCUUAAUCCCCAUGCCCGAUAGGCUCUUACGUUCCCGUCCUUGGCCACGCCAGAGAUCGCUUGACGUCCGGACCUUGGCAUUACUGCCACUCAGACGCUGACCCGGUUUCGAUAUCACAAACCCACCGAGGGAGUGGGUACAAUCUGUUUCGAUCCGUCGCCCAUUCAUUGACUGCAAAGCAGCCACGAAAUCUUCUGAAAUCCGUGAGAGUAAAACGAGGCCUCUGAAAUUAGGGGUGGUGCGUAUCCCAGCCGGCCGGGCCAUCAACAGGGACCUCAGGACGAAUGACCGGGACCAUGGCCGCCACGUGCACAAGGAUACUACAUCUCUUGGCCACCACCCUGCUAUUUUCCGCACCGUCUACCGCCCAUGGCAUAUUGGAGUCGCCGAACCUCUACGACUGGGGCUUCUACGGCCUAUAUCCGAAAACCCGGUUUAAGUCCUACGAGCUCGCUGCACCCCGGCUCAACUUCCUCAAGUGGGACGAGCAGUGUGACGAUGGCUACUAUCUUGUGUCCCCUCGAGGGAGCACUGUCAACUCGCCCGCCCCGGUAAUACUCGACGGAAGGGGAAACCUGGUGUGGACAACAGAGGGAAGCACUUUCGGAAAGGGCCGCGGCGUUACAGACUUCAAGGUCCAGAUGUACAAGGGCAAGCCGCAUCUGACAUUAUGGGGCGGUGUUGAUGGGGUGCAUCACCGCUAUGGCGCAGGAUGCUAUUUUAUUCUCGAUGAAACAUACCAAGUUGUCAAGACUGUUGAGGCUGUCGAAACCAGGGGCCAAGGGCUGCGAGGCGAUUUGCAUGAAUUUCACAUAACAGAGGAAAACACUGGCCUUAUGACCAUCUACUAUCCCCAGCCCCUCGAUCUUUCUCCAAUCGGUGGUCCUGUGGAUGGCUGGGUGCUGGACAGUAUCUUCCAAGAAAUCGACCUUGAGACAGGCCAGUUGAUAUUUGAAUGGCGGGCUUCCGAGCACAUCCCAAUCGACAUGACGAUGAGAUCCUACAUCGGCAGCGACUUGGGCCUCUACCCCGUCAACGGCUUCGACUAUGUCCACAUCAAUAGUGUUGACAAGGACCACCAGGGCAACUACAUCAUCUCGAACAGGCACACCCACACGGUGAUGUGUAUCAGCCCGGCCGGCGAGACACUCUGGAUCCUCGGCGGCAAACACAACCAAUUCGAGGACCUCUCCGACGGCCGCGCGACAGACUUCACCUGGCAGCACCACGCGAGGUGGCAUAGGACCAGUAGGCUGAGCCUCUUCGACAACGCAAAGUCGACCAACGGCGGCGAGAGGCACAUCGGCGACCACAGCCGCGGGAUGAUGCUGGAGCUAGACACCGAGGCGAUGACGGCGACGCUGCUGCACGACUACUACGACCCGGCGCACCCGAAGCUGUCAGAGAGCCAGGGAUCGACGCAGGUGCUCAACGACACCGGCAAUGUGGUUGUGGACUACGGCUUUCUGCCCGCCCUGACCGAGUUCUCGCCCGAGGGCGACGUCCUCUGCGACAUCCGCAUCGCCCCCUGGCUCAUCUGGCAGACGGGCAUGGUCACGAGCUACCGCGGCUUCAAGACCACGCGCUGGGUCGGCCGGCCGUGGUACGCUCCCGCCGUGUCCCUGGAUCCGGGCGAGGGUGUACUUUAUGUCAGCUGGAACGGAGCCACGGAGGUUGACAGCUGGGUGCUGCAGGGCGCGGGAUGGGCUGGCGUACAGCGGGAUGAGUACGUGGACCUCAAGGUGCAAAAGAAGGAUGGCUUCGAGGCCGGUUUUGAGAUGGUGGGCGAGUAUCCGCGGUACGUCCGCGUCGCAGCACUUGACCGCGAUGGUGUGGUUCUGAAGACCUCCGACGUGCUGGAUCGAUAUGUGGGGAACGCUGCGGCGUCCCCUGGGCUGCUGUAUCGAUUCUUGGUGGCGGUCGGUGCCAUGCUGGGCGUCGUACUUGUUGCGGCGCUCAUCUUCCGGGAGAGGCUUCGCAGUGCUUGGACUCAAAGGUUCCCGGGUGAGUCUGUGAUCUCCGUUGUCUGCGGUGUGGUCCAAGCUGUGAGGAAGCGGAGCGGAGUGUGGAGGGGCGGUGGAAGGGACGGGUUGAUAUACGAUGAGUUGAAGUCGUAUGAAGAAUAG
Diaporthe batatas is the source of this 2455-nucleotide messenger RNA. RefSeq lists its product as uncharacterized. The transcript has 2 exons. NCBI's taxonomy places the organism in Eukaryota, Fungi, Ascomycota, Sordariomycetes, Diaporthales, Diaporthaceae. The coding region runs from base 614 to 2455 and encodes 613 amino acids. The record is from RefSeq and is a predicted model, not a curated record.